Polistes canadensis is the source of this 2994-nucleotide messenger RNA. RefSeq names its product probable chitinase 3 (gene Cht7). Gene Ontology annotation, cellular component: extracellular region. The record is from RefSeq and is a predicted model, not a curated record. The transcript has 15 exons. Gene Ontology annotation, molecular function: hydrolase activity, hydrolyzing O-glycosyl compounds; chitin binding. The annotation marks the transcript as partial. Lineage: Eukaryota; Metazoa; Arthropoda; Insecta; Hymenoptera; Vespidae. Gene Ontology annotation, biological process: chitin catabolic process; carbohydrate metabolic process.
UUCCAGGUCUCAAGCAACAGGACAACUAGGAGGCUAUUGCUUGCCUGCUUGGCGGUAUUCCUCCUGAGUUUUUCAAAUCAGGCAGAAGGCGCUAGAAAAAGAUUACGAAGGCCUACAACUUUAACUCCAUCGAUCUCGAAUGAUCAAGAAGUAUCGGCUAGUGUUAACAGGUUCAAGGUCACAAGAAAUCGCGUUAACAAUAAAAACACAAAAAAUGAGAUUCAAUCUGGGAAAACGAACGAUUACAAGGUUGUGUGUUAUUACACAAAUUGGUCGCAGUAUCGAACGAAGGUCGGUAAAUUCAUGCCGGAGGAUAUCCAACCAGAUCUUUGCACCCACUUGGUCUUUGCAUUCGGAUGGUUAAAGAAAAAUAAAUUAACGAGUUUCGAAUCGAACGACGAGACCAAGGACGGUAAAAUUGGUCUUUACGAGAGAAUAAUUAACUUGAAGAAAAGUAAUCCAUCAUUAAAGAUUUUACUUGCCGUUGGUGGGUGGUCGUUUGGUACCCAAAAAUUCAAGGACGUUUCAUCGACGAGAUACGCGAGACAAACGUUCAUUUACAGUGCAAUACCAUACUUACGGGAUCGAGAUUUUGAUGGUCUCGACAUAGAUUGGGAAUAUCCGAAAGGUGGUGACGACAAGAAGAAUUACGUUUUAUUAUUGAAGGAACUACGAGAAGCUUUCGAAGCUGAGGCACAAGAAAGGAAAAAACCACGUCUUCUUUUGACAGCUGCUGUACCUGUUGGUCCUGACAACGUUAAAGGUGGUUACGAUGUACCAGCUGUUGCCAGUUACUUGGAUUUUAUAAAUCUCAUGGCGUACGACUUUCAUGGUAAAUGGGAAAGAGAAACCGGACACAAUGCGCCAUUAUUCGCAUCAUCCUUGGAUUCGGAAUGGCAAAAACAAUUGAGCGUUGACAAUGCAGCAUCGAUGUGGGUAAGAUUGGGUGCACCUAAAGAAAAAUUGAUCAUCGGUAUGCCUACUUAUGGUAGAUCGUUUACACUAUCAAACCCAUCAAACUUCCGUGUACAUUCAGCUGCCAGUGGUGGUGGUAAAGCUGGAGAGUACACCAAGGAAUCCGGUUUUUUGGCUUAUUAUGAGAUUUGUGAAAUGUUGCAAAAUGGGGCAGCAUAUAUCUGGGACGACGAGAUGAAAGUACCAUAUUUGGUUUACGGUGAUCAAUGGGUUGGUUUCGAUGACGAAAGAUCGAUAAGAAAUAAAAUGCAUUGGUUGAAAUCGGCCGGUUACGGUGGUGCCAUGGUGUGGACAGUAGACAUGGACGAUUUCAAUGGUACUUCUUGUGUUGGUAAUGUUAAAUAUCCAUUGAUUGGUGCGAUGAGAGAAGAAUUGAGAGGAAUGUCACGUGGCCCUAAUGCCAAAGAUGUUGAUUGGAGUUCAGUGGCAACUACCAUAACCGAAACAAUUAUUAAAAAACCAGAACCUUAUAAAAUUUCUAUCUCUGAUGCAUUGACCAAGGCCAAAAAAGUACCUAAAAUUACUCAAUUGGUUAUUAACACACCAACUAAUGAAAGGGAAGCACAAGCUAUUUGUUAUUUGACCAACUGGUCCCAUAAGAGACCAGGCCUUGGCAAAUUCUUGCCCGAGGACAUUGACCCAACCCUGUGCACCCACGUAGUCUAUGCUUUCGCGACCUUGAACGAUCAUAUGCUGAGUGAAGGUAGCGAUCAGGAUGUUGAAAUGUAUAAACGAUUGAUAGCACUUCGUGAAAAGAAUCCUGACAUUAAGAUAUUGUUGGCAAUUGGUGGUUGGGCUUUCGGAUCGACACCAUUCAAAACUUUGACUAGCAAUACUUUCCGAAUGAAUCAAUUUGUUUACGAAGCUAUUGAAUUUCUGAGGAAAUACAAAUUCGAUGGGUUGGACGUUGAUUGGGAAUAUCCACGAGGAGCUGAUGAUCGUACAGCUUACGUGAAUCUUCUGAAAGAACUUAGGCUUGCUUUUGAAGGUGAAGCCAAGAGUUCGGAUCAACCUAAAUUAAUUUUAUCGGCUGCAGUACCUGCCAGUUUCGAAGCUAUAGCUGCAGGAUACGACGUCCCAGAAAUAUCCAAGUACCUGGACUUCAUCAAUGUGAUGACUUACGAUUUUCAUGGUCAAUGGGAACGACAAGUUGGACACAACAGUCCACUUUAUCCUCUCGAAAGUGCAACGAGUUAUCAAAAGAAAUUAACUGUCGAUUACAGUGCACGAGAAUGGGUUAAACAAGGUGCACCAAAAGAAAAAUUGAUGAUAGGUAUGCCAACUUAUGGCAGAUCAUUUACAUUAGUUGAUCAAGAUAAAUUUGAUAUUGGAGCACCUGCUUCUGGUGGUGGAAUACCUGGUAAUUACACCAACGAAGCUGGAUUCUUAUCGUAUUAUGAGGUCUGUGGAUUUUUGAACGAAGAAAACACGACUUUGGUAUGGGAUAGCGAACAACAAGUACCAUUUGCUUACAAAGGUGAUCAAUGGGUUGGUUUUGAUGACGAAAGAAGUCUUAUAAACAAAAUGAACUGGUUGAAAGAGGAAGGUUUCGGUGGCGUUAUGAUCUGGUCAAUCGAUAUGGAUGAUUUCCGAGGAUCGUGCGGUGCAGGAAAAUACCCAUUGAUCAAAGCAAUGAAAAAAGAAUUGUCGGAUUACAAAAUUAAAUUGGAAUACGACGGACCUUAUGAAACCUUUUCCAGAAAUGGCAAAUACACAACGAAAGAUCCAAACGAAGUGACCUGCGACGAGGAGGACAAUCACAUAUCCUAUCACCCAGACAAAAGUGAUUGCACGAUGUAUUACAUGUGCGAGGGUGAACGAAAACAUCACAUGCCCUGUCCGGUAAAUUUAGUUUUCAAUCCGAACGAGAACGUCUGCGAUUGGCCAGAAAACGUUGAGGGUUGUUUGCACCAUACUCAAGCACCACCAUUGAGAAAGUAAACGGAAAUGAGGAAUUGAUGCGAUUGGAAAAAAAGGAAAAUCAUCUUAUUUUUCUUUUUCUUUUUUUUUUUUUUAUUC